AUGGCUACGACCAGCGCAGCCGAGCCGGACGACCCCGUUGUUGCAGCAGCAGCAGCAGUGACCGCGCCCGAGAGCAGUGCGGCCGUCGAGGCUGCGCUAGAAGCCCGUGUGGUGACGCACUGUCGCGCCCAUACGACGUCGGCGGCCGCUACUGCUUUGACCGAGGAGCAAGAUCUAGUCGCAGCCUUUCUCGCCGCGCCUCGUGGAACCCAACGUGUUUUGGUACAGCGACUUUUAGCCAAUGACACGCUGGAAAACUUUUCGUCGCUAUUGUCAUUUUUGCUGCGCGUCAUUAUCGCUGCCCAUGCGACGUCCCACGACGCGCAGGCCGACGGUAGCGUCGUGUGCAGCGUCCAGUCGCCGCUGCAAGAGUCGGAGGUGAUCGGUGACGCGUCCAGCCAUACUGCAAUCCACUCGGAGCAGUUCGCGAGCUUUUCUGCGUGCGUAGCGACGCAUUACGGGAGUGUGAAGCGUCUCAAGUGCGAAGAAGUGUGGCACGGCGACCAUAUGGCCUACCGCUGUCGUACGUGUGGUCUCUCGGACUCGAGCUGCAUGUGUUUAGCGUGUUUCGACCCGGAGCAGCACGAGGGGCACGACUAUCGCGUGUACCGCUGUUCUUCUGGUGGCUGUUGUGACUGUGGCGACGCGCUGGCGUGGAAACCGCAGGGCUUUUGCAAGAAACAUUGGGCUGGAAACGACGACUCAAGUGGAUGCGGGGUCAAGCGCUCGUGGACGAUGGACAUGGGCGCAGAAGAGCACGCAGUGGUGCAGAUGCUGGUCAGGAAAAGCAUGGAGUUUUGUGUCGAGACGCUGAGACUAGUGUACGCUGUGUGCUUGAAGCCGCGCGCGAGUGACCGGGCGGCGUCACGCAAGGGACUGCCUCGAACUGGUGUGCUGCGUGCAGCUCUCACGCCACGAGCCAAGGUGUACGUGGACAGAAUGCAAGAGACACUGAAGUGGCUGCAAAUGUUGUCGAUGAGCUGUCUACAGUAUCGGGAAAUCAUAUCUGGUAUGUUCUUUGAAGAGUUACCAGCGGAGUAUCAUUUGGACGCCGUUGUUGUGUCUGCUCGAACGGUUGCGAGCACAACCGAGACUUGUUAUCGGGAAGAGGAGUCUGAGGAAGGACCGGUCGACACAAUGCCAAUAAGUGACGAAUCGGGGGAUGAAAAAGUGGAAGAAGAGGCGAUUGUGCAUGAACCGCUGCUGAUGCUCGAUGUGUUUCUCAAAGCAGGAGUGUUGCUUCCGGUCGAGACGUGUGAUGUGCUUGGCGUGCUAUACCUGAAACUGUUGUUUGACCAAUCGUUCAAGCAGAUGUACACAUGCCACUUUGUGGAGUGGUAUCCGUACUUUAUUGAGCUUUACUUGGCUGCUAGCGAUGCGAACAACGAGGAUGGUAUGCAAAACCUGUCUCGAUUCAUUGACCGCCUCUUCUGUCAGCUUUUUCACAGUAACGCGCAAUUGCGCGAACUAGAAAGUGUCUUCGCGUCGAUGCGGCAAAGUUAUAAGGGCGUACACAAAGACCAGAGAAGCCGUGGUCACCGACGACGACGGCGGCGUCACGAUCACGCCUAUGGCGUCGCUGCCGUAGCAACCGAUUUGACGCCGUCAUCCUGUGUCGAGUGGUUGAUGGUGUUCUUACUGAAUAAGCUCAACGAUUUGUUUCGAAGUACUCUCCGGACAAUGACUGUCCUGCCCCAGCCUUCCAUCGGUGGAGGCCCACCUGUCAGUGGCAGCACAAAUGGGAGUAGCGCCUCCACUGUGGGCACAGAAAAUGAACUAGAGGCUCGGCCAGUUUUAUGGACCGUCCAUACGGUGGACUGCGGGCGGAGUGUGUACAAGAAACGGAUCUACGCUCGAUUGUGCUCCGAUCUACGAACGUUGUUGGUGCAUCCACAGAUCGCAGCAGAAGUAUUGCUGAGGUCUUUUUGCUGCAUUGGUGGAGACGACUGUGCUCUUCACGAGGCAUCAGUGUUCGCGCAGCUCAUGAAAAGCUUUGAGCUACUUCAGCAAAUGGAUUUGCAGACUCGUCACGUCCACCGGCAUAUCGAGUACGAGUCGCAGAACUGGACAUAUGCUUUUGUGGCAGACUACGAGCUCAAACUGCUGCUUGGCGCUUUUCUUACAGGCGUUCCCGCGUGCUUUUCGCGUGAGGUGUGGCAGACUAUUGCGGCAGAUGACAGUAUGUGGAAUCGAAGAGCGAUGGGAGUGAGUACGGAUAGUGCGAGGUUGAAUCCGCUGGAAGUAGCCACUUUCCGACCCGUUGUACUGGCUCGAGCGAUUUUACAGCCUGUACGGGCAGCGUUGGUGCAGUGGGUUCACUGCAACGGAGUACCCGAAUUCAAACCAGAAACAGCAGAGUCUCAUGCUCCGUCCGCUAGUCAUGGUGAAACAGCGACAGCGACAGCGACGGAGGUGACCGCUCAGCUUGUGAAAUACUACGAGGAGGGAACAGUAGCUUUGUACGGCGCUAGCGCAAAGAGUUUUCACUUUCCGCUCAACCAGAUGUACGCAGCGCUAAUUCACGCUCUAUGCGGUGUGGUGCGUCCUCAGACGUUGGACGAUUGGCGCGAGUUGCUCGGCAUGGGAUGUACAGAUACGGCAAAACAAAAGGACUUGGCGUUUUGGUAUAGCGCGCUGGAUCACCCGCUCCGUGUGCUGCUUUUUUCGAGAGAAAUCAAAGCGGGUCUUUGGACGCGAAAUGGUGGCGUGAUGCUGCAGCAGUUGGUUCAUUAUCAUUCGAAACACUGGCGGUUCUUCGGUCUGCACUCCGACCUGUUUCUUUGCCAACUGGGGGCUAGUCUACUUCCACACGGAAGCUUUACGCGCCUUUUCUUUCACCAGUUGCCGUUUGGAAUCCGCGAUUCAUCGGUGCUGGGACUUAGCUCGCUGGAUAUACAAACAGAUGCCAGCGUUGCCGCUGCCGAUCGCGUUCGUGCGCUUCGCCAGGAGCUAGAUAUUGUCGAGGAAGCGUUGCGCCUUCUACUUCAGCUUGUGCUCGCGCCCGUCAAGUUGGCGUCUGCAAGCUCACCCGAAACAGCUGCAGUGUGGCUACUUGAGCGCGAGAUCAUGCAUUGGUUGACGCUGGGCUCGUUCACGCGUAGCGAGGUGAUCAUGCGCACUGAUAUGAAGUUGGUCGAGCAGAUCAAGCAACUUCCAGCGCACGAGUGGGCCGAGCUGGAGGAAGAGGAAAUUCUCACGCACGUGUUAGAGAACGUAGGUGUGUAUGAUGAGCCUGCUGGAAGCAGCAGUGGCUCUCGUACUACCCGAAGUGGCAGUCUACAAGGAUAUGGACUCAAGAUGAGUGUGGUGUGGAAAUUGAAGCCUGAGUUGUGGUCUCAUGUAUCUCCGCAGUUUGAGUGUUUUACGCCAUCAGAAGCACAGCAAUGCGAACAGAACAUCCGCAAGAAUCUGCCCAAAUCGAAUGACCGAGACAACGUCUUGACGACAUCAAUCGUCCUGCCUACAUUGCCACGCCCACGAUCCGAAGAAGAGAAUUGCGUUGACAUGCAUUCCGUGAUUGCCAAAACGAUGUUGAACUCGUCGUACAUGGCCAGCGCUUUGUUCGUCAUCUUUGAGAACUACAAGCGAAAAACAGUCGCAUUGGGCCAACUUGAGCACGGUGGAAGCAAAGAUCAGGACAGAUCGGGUUCGUGCACCACCGAGAAUCUCUUGCUCGCAGCGCUGCAUUGUCUAUACGUGGCAGUCGAGAUGCUCCCCAAAGAGAUUCAGGAUCAUCACCUGGCAGUACCUAGAGUUUGUCACGACACUAGCUGCAAACGGAAUCUAGACGACAUUGCCAGCUGCUACGAUGAAGAGAGCAGUCUAUUUGUCAAACUUCGCACCGACAUACCCACAGAAUCCACGCACCACGGCGUGAACAAAGUAGCGAGUGCAAGUGUGCUGUCGCUGCUGUUCUUUCUUGCUGAGCAAAAAAACGGUGUAGAUGACUCGCGUGCUGUGGUGAACCUGAUCCUGAGAUCAGUACGUGACAAGUCGCCAGCAUGUGCGCUGUGUUUGGAUGCAACGAUGCGCGCAAAACUGGACAUCCAAGCUCAAGAACGUGCUAGUGGCUCCCGUCCUGACAGCUCUAGCCGAUUCACCAGCGACAACAAUAUGGAUGACAAGCAACCAAAGCCCAAUGCAAAAGAGAUGAUGAGAAGACGGCAGCAGCAAAUAUUGGAAAAAAUGCGGUUGCAGCAGAUGCAGUUCCUGUCGUCCAGCAGCAGUGUAGCAGAAGACGGCAAUUGUGAGCGUACGGAUAAUGAUACUAAAGACCAUGGCAUGGAGGUGGACACUGAUAGCGACGACUACGACGAAGCAAUGGAGUCUGAUGAUGAAAUGGAUGAAGACCAUGGAGAGGAAGAUGAGUGGGGAUUCCCGACUGGUCAGCUCAACGUGUCUUUGUAUCUGGACCACGUUUCGUCAGCGAUCGCUCAGAUGAGGGAAAAUCAUCGAAGAUGUCACGGUUGGAGACGGCGACGGAGGCGGAGUACUCGGACAUCGUCAAUGUCCGUGGAAAACGACCAGGUGGGGCGAUCACCUUCCGCGGGUUAUGACCACGGCUUAGUUGACGAUCAUUCGUCUCAGGCUGAAGAGUGUGGUCUCUGCCGCUUGUCGUGUGACCCGCGCUCUCGUGAAUCGUCAUUUGGUUUCGUGGGUAUGAUUUUGCCGACGAACAUGCUACAGAAAGUUGAACAAGUCUCGCCCCACAGCUCUGGUCAAGACGUCCGUCCUCUAACACCUCCGUGUUUGCCUUCACGCCGCGUGCUAAAACCCGGAACAACUGAGGAGAUGCGCAUGCAGCUCGCGGAUAGUGUGAUCUGGAGUUGUGGCCACGCAAUCCACCACUCGUGCUUAAAGGCUUAUCUUGUGUCGCUGUGGGAACAAAAGCACGGCCGUGGUCCCGUGGAACUGACAAGUGGUGACGAUCGCUUGCUCAGCAAGCGUGAUAUGGAGUUCGUGUGUCCCAUUUGUCGCCGGCUUUCCAAUUGUCUGGUUCCGUGCGUUUCCUUGGGAGCACUUCGCGAGCAAGCAUCAGCUACUGAGUUUGUGAAGACGGGAUUCGGAUCGGAAGAGGAAGAAGAGGAAAAGCAAGACGACGGACAGGAUCCACUGGCGUUCCUUCAGUGGCUGGACACGCAAAUGAGUUUUCGCGACGACUCGCCAGUUGUCAAGCGACGCCGUUCGCGGACGCAGUCAAGUUUGCGUUUGAGGCGACGUCUGCUGUCAUCUACGCUGAAAUCGUCGUUGUCCCCCGAGUCAGUGUCGUCUGCUGGCCGUACUUUGUCUUGCGGCGAGCAUGAGUCGCCUCAGCAAGAUAUGAGCGUCGAGCGCGAGAUCAGCGCCUUUUGCCACGAAAUUGUGUUGCGUUGCGUGCGCGCUCAGUUGUACCUACCGACGCUUCUGACAAGUUCCAUUCGUGAUGAAGGCAGCUUGGACUUGGAAAUGCAGCAACUAAGCGCCGAGUGCGGUGCGCAGACUCCUGCAUGGCAACUGUUGUUGCAUUGUUUGGAGGUGCAGUUAUGUGUGGUGGCGCGGGAGAAAAUGCUGUUGCAGACGGAUGCUGUCGACCCGUUGCAGCUCCGGUCGAUGCGCCAGCUUGCAGACUUGACAGCAGUUGCAGUAGCCUUUUCUUCACCGAGCUCACUGGCUUGGACAGCGGUCGAAGCGCCAGCUGAGCAGCAAUUCGAGAGCAUCAUGACACGACUGAAUGGACUGAUAUUUGGCCAGCAAGUGCUGUUCGAAGAAGACGACGAGGCAUGCCGUGCCGAGUGGAACCGUUUCGGUUCCCUGCAAAGCGGUGACUUGGCGGACACGACGGACGCAGCUUUAGUCGGGACGCCCAUACUGUGUCAUCCGCGACUACUCACGUGUUUUGCACUGCGGUUGAUGUGGAGACAGAGCAUUGCGACUCCCAGCGCGGACGUCGCAGCAGAACAGCUGCUCACAGAAGCGUUCUUCUCGGCCCGUGUGUUGUUCACAGCCCAGGUGUUGCAGUCGCUUGCCCAUCUCUCGACGCAAGAUGACCAGCUAUUGUCAACUGAUGACGCAGGAGCUGACGAAGAAACGAGUGGCAAGGGUGUUCCGGCGGAGGAGAUCCGCGACUUUGAUGAUGUCGAGUCGCUUCGCGACGCCUCUGCGUGGAUUUCGUCGAUGCUCGUGCGGUCUCGCUUAGUGGAUAGCAAAUUGGCUGUGACGUCUCACGCGACUUUGCAACGAAAAUGGAAUAGCACUGCGAUGGAAGAACGAGUGAGCAUGCUGUGCUUACCACUCGCGCAGCAGAUGCUCCUGCUCAUGGACGUCAUGUUGCCUGUAUCCCACCACCAUCACAACGAAAGUCAAGGCUGUGGCGAGUCCAUAUCGCCGCAAGUUGUCUCCGAGUCGUGUGCCGUGUGUGACGGACUGUUUCCUUCGGCAUCGACAGCAACCGGGACUCCUUCGGCGUCUGCGUUGCUCGACAAGUGUCUGCGGAGACUCCACUUGCCCCCUUUGAGACUGUUUUUCCAUCAGCAAAUGCUCCCGUCAAGUCAGCGCGCGUUAUGUCAGCUCUGGGGCGCGCAGCUCGAAGCAAAGGCUGCCGUUUCUCGACAGCAAGCUCGCUCUCGAGUGCUGGUGACUGGCGCUUCUUCUACUCAAGUUGAUGCGUUCCCGCUACAGCGGCACGUGGUGCUUCUCUCGUCUCGAGCGACCGCCGCCAGAGCAAAGUACCGCAUGUUCGUUCCGUUGCCGCGUCUGUACAUGGAUCUGUUUAUCCGGUACAACGAGAAGCCCACGGGAGUCUGCCACCAGUGCGCUCAGGUGCCUCAGCAUCCAGGACUGUGUCUCUUUUGUGGUGAAGUGCUGUGCUGUUUCUCGGCGUGCUGCGAGGCCAAAGAAGGAGGUGGCGUGGGUGAAUGUACUCGGCACGCUCAGCAGUGCGGCCUUGGUUUAGGCGCUUUCUUGCUCCUGCGUGCGUGCACCGUGAUCCUUUUCUUUGGCAAUGAGAGACGCUGCGUAUGGGGUAGUCUUUACGUGGACAAGAAUGGCGAAGAAGACCCAUACCUUCGUCGCGGCAAGACGUUGUACCUCGAUCCAAGUCGUCGCUUGGCGCUCGAGACGCUGCUGGUCUCGCACGGCUUCUCGCAGAAUACUGCCAUUUUGCAAAACACAUCGAGACGAGAUGGGCGUCGGUAUUGA
Messenger RNA from Hyaloperonospora brassicae, 7176 nucleotides. Lineage: Eukaryota; Oomycota; Peronosporomycetes; Peronosporales; Peronosporaceae. The record is from the annotation of a GenBank genome assembly.